This is a messenger RNA of Cercospora beticola, 1451 nucleotides long. Its product is annotated as F-box protein. The record is from RefSeq and is a predicted model, not a curated record. Gene Ontology annotation, molecular function: protein binding. NCBI's taxonomy places the organism in Eukaryota, Fungi, Ascomycota, Dothideomycetes, Mycosphaerellales, Mycosphaerellaceae.
AUGCGACUCAAGUUGAUGAUACUCAAGGCCUCGGGGAAGAUCGCCGCCAUGAAUACCGCAUUUCAGUUCCCACUUCUCGACCUGCCCAACGAGCUGAUUGCGAACGUGAUUGAGCACGUCGACAGCCGCAAGACACUGCGGAAACUCAGCAGAACGUGCAAGAGAGUGCAGCAGCUCACCGAGCCCGUGCUGUACCGCUACGCGCUGAUCCGAGAUGGCGACCGCACGCGCGACCUGUUGCGCUCCGUCGAACAUCAGCCCGCACGGGCCAAGGCCAUACACGAACUCGACAUCCCCUGCGACUGUCGGUCGGCGACGUGGUUUGAAGGCUUGGCCAGACUUCUAGAGACUACGAUCAAUCUAAAGCGCUUGAUGCUUGAAAUGCCGCAGGUCAACAAUGGCGAGUUCGAAGAUGAGGAGCCAUACGAGCAGAUGACAUCUGCCUUACUGCGCCCAUUUCAAGCAGCAAUAUCGGAUGCCGACUCGAAGCCACUCCAGAAGCUGCAACACCUGAUGUUGCAUCUCAACGGGGCCGAAUCACCUUACUGGACACUCGAUCAGAACACUCUUUGCAUUUUACAGCUACCUUUACUCAACAGUCUGACGCUUUCGUGUGUCAACAUUGGAGACCACCUCGCGGAGCACAUUCAGGCCGCAUCCUUCGUUUCUCUAAAACAUAUGACAUUAGAAGAAUCGAACAUCACGCAUCAAGGCCUACGAGUACUUUUGUCGCUGCCAAGAGGGCUCGAAACACUACAUCUGGGAGAGAAUUGUCACAACUGCCAUCACUUCGAAGACAUCAUCGAUCCCGCUGCGAACAACCUUUUCAACAAUGACCCUGCAGCAACUCUCGAAGCCAUCAGUCAGCAGAGCCAUAGUCUGAAAACGCUCGUCUACGUGACACCUGAGCUCUUCAACGGCUGGCGACGAAAGAUGCCCAAACGCUCCGCCGUUGAUGCUGGCUUUGCCGGUUUCCAUCUCUUGGAGAAUGUCACACUGCACGGCAGAUGCCCCAACUUCGAGCGAGCUGUGUUGUCUUCUCGUGCACCACCAAACCUCAAGGUCUUGACAUAUCAAAUUGAUCAAAUGUUUUGGCCACCCUAUAUGGACAGCUCAGCCGAUGCGCCACUUGCCACGAUCCCAUUUAUUCGAGCCCCAUCGAGUUCCGUGCCGCCAUCACUCACAACAUUGCGCAUCAUUGGACACAUUCAGGAGUUGACGACCGCAAUGAAAGGUCAAAUCGAGGCUGCUGCGCGAGGCAUGAUGAAGAUGGGCAUCAACUUCGAGCUACAUUUCGAGACCUGGUCCUCUUACUUUCCUCCAUAUCUUUAUGGUGAGCCUUUGCCAACGACGACCUGCGUGUACGAUGGCGGGUGGAACGAGGCUGCGACAGAUCCGCACUUAGGGCUGUGGUCUCAGUUGGAAGACUAAUGGAUCGCACGAUUACGAAG